Molecule: messenger RNA, 2153 nt
Organism: Patella vulgata (common limpet)
Lineage: Eukaryota; Metazoa; Mollusca; Gastropoda; Patellidae
Product: mitochondrial import inner membrane translocase subunit TIM50-C
Exons: 10
Coding region: 8-1204 (398 amino acids)
Molecular function (GO): phosphoprotein phosphatase activity
Source: RefSeq, a predicted model, not a curated record
UUCCAAAAUGUCAGCUUACAGAGGUUCCAUGUGUUUACUUCGUAAAUGUCAUAAAAUCAGUGCUACAAAUGCGUGUUUUAGAUUAUUUAGUGACAGUGCAUUUUCAUUGAAUAGACCCAGUCUAUUGAAAAGAGUUGUCAUUCAGGGACAAUCAAGCAUUGUUUGUUUUUAUUCAAAUGUAAAAGACAAACCAAAUGUCAAAGGGUUGACUGAUGAAAUUCUGAAAUCAAAAAUUCGUGAUGAAGUUGAUAAAAAUAAAGAAAACAAUCAAGUAAAUGAAAUCAAAAACACUGAACAAGAUGGCAAAAGAAGUUCUAAAUGGUCAAAAUAUACAGGAAAAAAUGCCUGGAAGCUUGGAAUAACAUUUUUAGGGGGUUAUAUAAUCUUGAUGUCUGGUUUUGUGUAUUAUACUUGGGGUGCACCAGCUAGAGACCCAGAGGGAAAUGUGAUAGAAGACGAAUUUAGUGAUUUGCCCACUGCACAGGCAUAUCUAAAAAGAGCAUUAAAAGAGCUUUCAAUAUUUAAACGGGCAAUUCAAGAUCCCUCCAGAGAGAAAUUAUUGCCGGAUCCUGUGUCAUAUCCUUAUUAUCAGCCACCAUAUACACUAGUUAUAGAGAUGAAGGGCAUUUUAGUUCAUCCAGACUGGACGUAUGCUACUGGUUGGCGGUUCAAGAAGAGACCAGGGAUUGAGUAUUUUUUACAGAAAGUUGGUCCUCCAUUAUUUGAAGUAGUAGUUUUUACCUCCGAAUUGGGAUAUACAGCUGAUCCUAUUCUGAAUAAUUUAGAUCAACAUGGGUAUAUUAUGCAUAGGUUAUAUAGAGAUGGUACCAAAUAUCAAGAUGGUCAUCAUGUUAAGGAUUUAUCAUGUUUAAAUCGUGAUUUAUCAAAAGUUAUCAUGUUAGAAUGGGAUCCGAAAUCCUGCCAAUUACAGAAAAGUAAUGCUUUAAUUUUGAAGAGAUGGAAAGGAGAAGAUGAUGCCCAAUUAUUUGAUUUAGCAAACUUUUUACACACUUUAGGAACUAGUGGUGUUGAAGAUUUAAGAACAGUUAUGGAUUAUUACCAACAAUUUGAUGAUCCUAUUGAAGCAUUUAAAGAAAAUCAAAAAAAGUUACAAGAGGAACAAGAAAAAAUGAGUAAGCAGGUACAGAUAACAGAACAAAGAAAAUCUAGUAAAUUUAAUUUCCUACCAGCUUGGAGACGGUAAUAUAGGAAAAUUGGAUAAUUAUGUUGUAGAGACAAUUUUAAGAUAAAUUGUUAAUUUUUUAAAAGUAUGAUAUACUAUUGAUUAGUGCUGAAUAAUAGUUUUACUAAUGGUGUCAUUAUAACUGAUAUUACAUUAAAUAUUGUUAAGUUUGUAAAAAAGAUCUUGGAAGUUGUGAGAAAAAAAAUAUGUAUGAAUGAACCCUAAACAAAAUUGUUCUGUUUUGGGAACAUGAAAUUAUUGCAGUAUGAGAUAACACAUUAGCUGUCACCAACUGUCAUGAAAUUACCUGUAAAGUGUACCAACUGUCAUUAAAUUACUGGUAUAUUGAAUUGUACCCUACUGUCAUUAAAAUAUCACAGUUUAAAAGCUCAGGUUUUAAAUCCAUCAUAUUACUUGUAUCAAGUGAAAUAUAAACCAUGAUCAUUUACAAUCUUUAUAAUAAAUUUUAUACAUGCAGUAAAGUAAAAUCCUAGCAGAAUUUAUAGAUCUGUGAAGAAGACCCCCUCUCAUCCGUCUCUCUUCUAGAAGAGGUAGAGCUAAAGUUGAACGUCCACAUUUUUAGUAGGGACGGACAGUAUUAAUUUUUAAUAAGGACUCUCCAAAGGAAAGUUUUGCCAUUAGCUCAUCUUCUCGAUCACACUAAUCAAUCAAUAGAGAGACAUAUAUAUUUGAUUUGGGUGCAAAGAAAUUAUCAUCAACCUUGCAUAUUUAACCAUAAUGUUUUGUAGAAUCAAAAAAUUUUAACAUAUUUUAUACUGUAGUUAUCGUCAAGUCAAGGUGUCCAUAAAUCCUUUCAUACUGUUAAUUAAAUUAAAGAUAUAGACAAUAUUGUUUGUGAGAAUUUGAUGGAUUUUUGUAAUAUUAUAUAUGUAGAAUAAGGCCUGUAGUGAUAUAUGUAUGAAUGAAUAAUACUUGUUAAUUUAAGAAUAAAUAAUGUGUGACUACAUUA